Pectinophora gossypiella (pink bollworm) is the source of this 901-nucleotide messenger RNA. Its product is annotated as serine protease 1-like. Gene Ontology annotation, molecular function: serine-type endopeptidase activity. Lineage: Eukaryota; Metazoa; Arthropoda; Insecta; Lepidoptera; Gelechiidae. The coding region runs from base 102 to 818 and encodes 238 amino acids. The record is from RefSeq and is a predicted model, not a curated record. Gene Ontology annotation, biological process: proteolysis. The transcript is spliced from 5 exons.
UACAUGUAUGUCGUAGUUUAAAACUAGUGAGACUUCAAUCCACCCCAUUUGUUCGGUCAAGUUGUACAUGCCACCCGAAGUAAAAUCGCUAAAAACGUAGCAUGUAUUUAAUUUGGAUAGCUCUUAUUUUUUCCGUUACUACACCAGCAUUCGGCCAAAAUAAUGAUUCCAAUGCAACCGAGUUCCCAUACCUCGCAUCAUUGGGACCUUGCAGCGCUACCAUCAUAUCUGAUCGAUGGCUGGUAACCGCCGCACAUUGUUUGCGAAAAUCCAACAACGUAACGAUGCAAAGGAGCAGUUCAGAAACGAAGGUUUUGAACUACAGUAAAAUAGUGAAACAUCCACAGUUCAAGUGGCUAGCUGGAAUAGCGCCUAUCAACGAUAUUGCUCUGAUAAGACUGGCUGAACCUUUGACUUUAAAUGAUGAUGUAAAACCAGUGGAAUUACCUAAAGGAAGAAUGAGUUCAAAUGUUCCUGCUGUUUUUGUUCACAAGACUGACCACAACACCCUGAUGAAACGGAACGUAACCCAGAUGUUCGGAGAGCGAUGCCUGGGUUACUUCGACCCCUCACAGCGAGGCUUCAUCAGACCUCAACUGAGACUGUUUGAGACCGUCAGCAUUUGUACCAAGGAGGUAGCAGUUCCUCCCGGGCCCUGUGCUGAAAAUACAGCUGGGCCAAUGGUGCAAAACGAUACAUUGUAUGGUAUCUCCUCAUACAUACAUCAGUAUGGGAACUAUGGUCCCAAUUGUUAUAGACUGUACUUCUUCACAAAUAUCGCUAAUUAUGUUCGUUGGAUACAAUCUGUGAUUGUUUAAAUUUAGAACUAGAAUAUGUUUCAAAUGGUUUUUUUUUUAAUACAUGACAGUGUUUAUGUUUCAAUAAAUAAUAAUAACAAUAA